This is a messenger RNA of Phyllopteryx taeniolatus (common seadragon), 4021 nucleotides long. RefSeq names its product neuritin 1-like a (gene nrn1la). The record is from RefSeq and is a predicted model, not a curated record. Gene Ontology annotation, biological process: neuron projection extension; nervous system development. NCBI's taxonomy places the organism in Eukaryota, Metazoa, Chordata, Actinopteri, Syngnathiformes, Syngnathidae. The transcript has 3 exons. Gene Ontology annotation, cellular component: plasma membrane. Bases 1960 to 2427 code for a protein of 155 amino acids.
UUACUGUGUGUGUGUGUGUAAUAUAUAUGUUAUAUAUUUACACAUACAGUGCUGCGAAAAAGUAUUGGCUCGUUUCUCAAUUUCUUAAGAUCUACCAAAUGUAAAUAUCAGACAACUAUAACUCAAGUGAACUUAAAAUGCUGUUUUUAAACGAUUUCAUUUAUUAGGGGAAAAAACUUGUCAAAGUGUGAAAACGUAAUGGCCCCCUAAACCUAAUAACUGGUUGGGCCAUCGUCAGCAGCAACAACUGAAGUCAGGUGUUUUCUAUAACUGGCAAUGGCUCUUUCACGUCUCUGUGGAGAUAUUUUGGCCCACUCUUCCUUGCAGAAUUGUUGGAAUUCAGCAAAAAUUGAGGGUUUUUGAGCAUGAACGGCCAUUUUAAGGUUAUGCCACUGCAUUUCAAUUGGAUUCAAGUCUGGACUUUUUUAUUUAUUUUUAUUUUUUUUAAGCCACUCGAAGUUGCCUUUGUGAUGUGUUUUGGAUCGUUAUUCUGCUGCAGAACCCAAGUGUGGUUUAGCUUGAGGUCACAAACUGAUGGGUGAACAUUCUCCUUCAGGAUUUUCUGUUCAAGAGCAGAAUUCAUGGUUCCAUCAAUCACAGCAAGUUGCCCAGGUCCUGAAGGAGCAAGCAGCCCAAGACCAUCACACUACCACCACCAUGUUUGACUGUUGGUAUGAUGUUCUUUUUCUCAAAUGCUGUGCUACAUUUAUGCCAGAUGUAAUGAGACACACACCUUCCAAAACGCCAGGGGUGGCUUUGCGCCCCUGUGCCUUCCUCUGGGUGGCUAGUUUUGUGGCGCCUCAGUGGGGCUGGUGAACCACCCUGGGUCCCUCGAUGAUGGUGGUGUCCGUCUACCGGGCCGCUCUCGAGUGGGCACCUGGGCAAGACCUCCCUCUCGGGUGGGUGGUGUGGGGUCCUCAGCCCUUGCAGUGCAGGUGCGGGAAGUACAGGUCAAUUCUGAAGGUUAUUGUGCAUGUGAGGCGGUGUCGAUUCACUUGCAUGUGUCCGUAGAUACCACUGGGACUUAAUCGCUUGGUGUGGGGCCACUCACUCAUUCAUAUAAAUAACUCAUAACUAUGCAAACUUCCUGGGUAUUCCCUCACUUGCACUCAGUUUCUUUAGCUGUUUCAAAUUGACAUAGCCACUCCCACCACACUUAAACUGUACGGCUGGGUCCACUUCCUGUCCUGCUUGCAUUCCCUCCAGUCCUUGUCUUGUCCAGUCCUGUCCAAUAUUGUCCUAUCCUUCCCUUUUCAUUGGUGUAGCACCACUGCCCCAUACAACACUCAAAUCUGUCUCAUUGUAGUAGGCAUAUGAUUCACUUUCCUCACCUGUGUUACAGCUAAUGUCCUGUCUUGUUGUCUCCUCUUCCUAUAUUAUUUAGUUAUCUCUCUCCCCCUUUUGUUUGUUCCCCUUAAAACUGUUCUGUCUGACUUAAUUUUCAAUAAAAAUCCGUCAUAAUACAAAGAACCACAGUGGCAGCUUAAAAACUCCACUGUUGCACAGUAAAACCUUUCCGGCAUAAAAGGGAUACAGAUCCUCCUUUCUACUUGAUCUAACAGCCGAACAGGACAAAAAAAAAAAGUAUUUAAAGUGAAAUCUCAAACUACUACCACCUCUUAAAUUAUUAGCUGCACUGAAACGCGAGACUGGUUCGAGAAUCGGAUCGCUUCUUCCCCCACUGUCAGAUAAAUUUGCCCACAUCAUGCCUCUGUGCAGAACAGAUGCGGCUGUGCUGCGUCCUCCCCUCUCCUAUCUCGCCCCCCCCCCCCCCCCGAACCCCCCUCCGGUGCACGGACUCACCCUUCCCAUCAGAGGAGCGCACUGUGCAUCCUCUCACUCAUUCCGGACUAUAGCGCUGCACCAAACAUAGGAGAGCGACAUAAUAGACACGAGACAUCUGACUUGAUUGAUCAAAACGUCGGACAUCUACUGCGUGGUUGCGGGACACGUUUCAACAUGAACGCUGCGUGCUUCUUCGUGCCUGUUGCUGUCCUGAUGCUGAGCCCUUGCUCUGUUGCUGCAAUUUCAACUAGAAGGUGUCAUUUCAUCUACAAGGGCUUUGCUCAGUGUCUCAUGGCGCUGGGCGACAGUCUAACGGACAGCGCGCGCAAGGAUGAAGACACACAUGAGAUACACUCCAUUUGCAGAUCAUGGGAUGACUUUCAUGACUGCGCCAAUGUGGCGAUGGCCGGCUGUCCAGAGGAAGCAGCGACCGUCUGGGAGUCUCUCCGCCAAGAAUCCAAGAAGAUGCAGUUUUCAGGAAACCUCUACGACAUGUGCUCCAACCGCAACAGUCACACAUUAACCUCAGGGUCCCACAUCCAAGGAGAGCUCAACCAAGAGUCUCUAAGAGGGCGAGUCAGUCGUUUGGCAGCUUCCUACUACUUUACCAUGCUUCUGUCUCCUCUGUUGCUGCUGUUUUGAACAGAACUGCCUAAACACAAUGGGACUUGUGCAAAUAUGAAUUUUGUGCAUUUUCACCUCCAACCUUCCUCACUGUCCGCCUUUUCCUAAACACCAGAAGAGAGGAAUGCAUGCUUUCUUUCUGAAUUUCCAUAAUUCUAUUUCUUACUGAUUUAAACUGGCGUUAGCUGAGACUUGUACAUAGUUAAGACAAAAAAAAGAAAAGCCAUGUAUCAACUAUCUGUCUUUCAUUUGUCACAUAAAGUACAAGCUUGUAACAAGAGCUGGCCAAAAAGGACAGCGCAAGGGCCCAUAUCCAAUGUCCUGUUCAGGUUCAUCCAAAACAGCAGACAACAAGACUUUUGCCUUUAUGUUACUGGCUUUUAAAAGAACAUUUUUCAAGACUAACUCCAAGGAUUUUCACAGUGUGUAGCGUGUACAGCUUAUCUUGACUUUAAGGUGCAUGUUUCAAUAUCAAGUACAAAAAGCAUGAUAUACUGUACCUUGGUUUAACUGCAAUGCUCUUUUCCUUCAUGAUCAGCCCUUAUCUACUACAGAUGAGGUGGAGAUGAGCGCUAUAAGAUUUAUCCAAUUGAUAGCACAGAGCAGUAGUGAUUAGCACAUUUGCCUCAGUUUGAAGAUUCGGCUUCCUCGCCACGUUUCAAAGACAAGCAUGUUAGGUUCAUUGAUGACUUUAAAUUGUCUUAAGGUGUGGAUGUUAGUUUGAAUUAAUGUGCCCUGUGCUGGUGAUCAGUCCAGGGUGUGCCCCCCUCUCCCAAAAUCAUCUUGGAUUAUUUUUAGAUGACCCACAAUCCUAAUGAGAACAAGUGACAACGGAUCAAUUGGUGCUUUAUUUAAUCUGAAUAACAUUAUGAAGCAAUAUUCCCACAAUCAUUAGCCAUUUUCAAUAGUUUAUUUUUUUCCUGGUCAGGGUUGGCUAUCCUAGCUCACUUUGGGUGAAAGGCAGAGGACACCCUAGACUGGUUGCCAGUCAAUCUAAUGGACAAUAUAGAGACAGACAAUGAGUCACACUCAAAACCACAUUGUUACUGAAUUAGAAAUGAACCCACGCUUCCCGAAAAGAAGUCAGGGAAACCACAUGACCUUCACUGACCCCAGCCACUGUCAUUAUUUACAAUGCAAAUCCAAGGGGCAAGUUUUCACAAAACAGACAAAAUAGUAUUUGCUUUUAUUUUGUUUCUCCAAAUGUAAUAUCAUAAAAUGGUUAACACAAUUGAUGCACAACCACUAGAUGUGUAUUCAUCUGUUUUCUAUACUGUUUAGCUUGUUCAGAGUCACAUUAUAGAUGGAGCCUUUCCCAGCUGAUUUAAGGGAGUCUGAUUAAACCAAUGGUAACUGGGGGAGUAUGACUGGGGCAUUGGUGGGGACUUGAGCAUACACUAAGAGCAGCUGCAUGAAAGGCAAUUACCACAUUAACAGCGACCAAUGCAUGUACUGAAUGUAUGUACAGUAGAUUUUCACAAUUCAGGUGCAGCUAUAGACUCACAAAAGGUGAGCCUAACAGGUAUGAUUUUGGGAUGUGGGAGGAGGCCAGGUGGCACGGUGUACAACUGGUGAGCACAUCUGCCUCACAGUUCUGAGGACCCGGGUUCAA